Caenorhabditis auriculariae is the source of this 10525-nucleotide messenger RNA. The record is from the annotation of a GenBank genome assembly. NCBI's taxonomy places the organism in Eukaryota, Metazoa, Nematoda, Chromadorea, Rhabditida, Rhabditidae.
AUGACGAGCGACGGCGAUUUGAACGUGGACAACCUCAUUACCCGGCUUCUUGAAGGUUAUAUAAACCCCAGAAAUAUCUUAGAUUUGAUCAUGUUUUUAUGAGAUAUUUUACUACAAGAAGGAAGAUUUUUUUCAUAUUUCAGUAAAUUUUUUUCGGUUAUAGAAAAGUAAUAAUGAGGAUUAAUCUCUUUUAGUUGAAGAUAAUCAGAAAAAGAGCAGAAAUAAUCAAAUUUUCACAGUUUCGAAAGAAAAAUUUAAUUAUAAAAUGAAGUUUUGAAAUUCCUGGUUUUUCAUUUCUAAAUUGUCGAUUUAUCGAAAAAUCGCUUUGACUCGAGGCUUGGGUCAAGGUUCAAAAAGUUUGUUCAAAAAAAAUGACAAUUUUUUGAAAACACCUGAUAUUUGUAUCACCUGCUGUGACGUGAGACGUCUAAUUUCAUUUUCUAAGAAAUUCUGAUGAAAUUUCUGAACGGAUAAAUUUUUUUAUAAUGUUAAGAUUUAAUGUAGUUCGAGAAGAAAUUUUACAGAAAUUUUUUUGAGAAUUUUUUUGAAGUUUUGAAACUUGAGUAUGUGAUUUUUCUUAUAUGAAGAAGCUUCAGGUUUAAAUACUCAGAUUUUUUUGAUUUGAAUUCAGUUUCAUUUUUUUCGAUGAAACGUUCAGAAGCCAUAAAUUAGCACAAAACGGCUCUUCGCCCGAAAACCCUUUAAGAAAUUUGUCCAUGCUUCUUCAAAAUUUUAGGAGCCUUUUUCGAAGCAGAAAAAAAAGUCCUAGUUCGAAAAUUUUGAUCAUCCGAAUUUUAUCAUGCUAAAAGGGCACAUUUCUCAAUUUCACUUGAAAGGUUCUCGAAAAAUACAUUAACAUUAUUAUUAUUAUUAUUAUCAUUUUUGCAGUCCGCGGAUGCCGACCGGGAAAGCCGGUGACGAUGACGGAGGCCGAAAUCCGCGCCCUGUGUCACAAAUCCCGCGAGAUUUUCCUCUCGCAGCCGAUUCUUCUCGAGCUCGAGGCUCCUCUCAAGAUUUGCGGUCAGUUUUUGGGAAAAGCUGGUCAGAAAGCAGAAAAAAAAGCAAGAAAAUUGAGACCUUUUUCUGCUGAAAAUAUUCGAAAAUCAGCUGCGGAUUGUCAUCUUCAAAUUGAGUUUUCCCCUUUUUGGAGGUUCAGAAAUCUCGCCCGGAAUAGUUUGGAUGAGCUGUGGGAGGUUCAGAGUGAACUUGGAAAGUUAAAAAAAAAGCAUGCGGAAAAAUCGUAAAAUUUUUGAUUUCAAAAGUUUAAAAAGUGAUGAGGCUUUAAAAAAGGAAAAUCGGUAUUGAUACUUUCCAAAAAAUCUAGCGAAGAUUUUUUCGAAAAAGGUUGCUAUGUAAAUUUACGCUCUACACUUUCUUUUUACUUCUAAUAAUGUGAAAAGAAGUUUCUUUACGUUGAAAAUCAGAUAAUGUAACCAGUUUCCUCAAUAAUUUGGGAUUUUUACACUUUCCUCACUCUUUACAGUACACGCGAGUCACAAGAAAACUGAAAUUAGAUUUUCGAUCAAAAAAAAAUGAGAGAACUUGAUACCUCCAUGUGAGGAAAUCAGAUUAAAGAUUUUAUCGUUUUGGUUGUUUGUUUCCUGGAAAAAUGGGUUUUACCAUCUUUAUGAUCCAUCUUGAUGAAAAGUAGGGAAAGAGCGGGUGAGAAAAGGGAAUUGAAAAAAGGGUUACAAAAAAAAGAAACGAUGGUUUCAUGUCGCUGAACCAACAAGAGAACGUUUUUUGGCCCUCGGAUGAACUUUUGAUGAAAAUUGGCUGAAGGGCACUUAAGGGCCUCAUUAUCCCAAAGUAAAGAAAAAUUCUCGCUAUAGAUUUUUAUUUUAGAGCAUUGAGAAUUAAAUAUUUGCAAAUUAUACAAAUAACGAGAAAAAAAAACCGUAAAAAAGUUUUGAAGCUUCACAACUGGGAAACAUGAGCAAAAAGAUUUUAUUUUCGAGAAAAGGGCCUUUUUCCUUGUUCUGCAUCAAGAGGUCCUAGAGUACACUACAGUCAAGUUUCAUCAAAAGUUCCCUUUGUAAUAUUUUAAUAAAUCAAUUGAAACAUAUUUUUUUAAAAAAACCCCCCAGAAAAAUAAAAAAAUUAAAGAGCAAGUUAAAAUGGAGAGUAGAACUUGAACAAAGUUGAGAAUAAGUUUUCGAAGUUCGAGAACUUUUUGAAAAUUACGGCUCGAUCAAGUUCAGAAAGAAGCUCAGGAUUAGUUGCCGGCGAGAUAUGACAUUAUAUUAGUUAAAAGAAAAGUUUUUUUUGAAAUCAAUAGGAAACUGUUUUCUCAUUUAUUCUUGCCAUCAAAGUUUAAAACUUUUUUUUUCGAAUUUUUCUCUUAAUUGUCAGGAUUACUCUGUCUAAAAUUGAAUUUUGAAAAUAUCUUUUUACGUAGUUUCUUAUUGAGAAUGUUUAUUCUAUUGAAUCAAAAAUAGCUUCGAAUUCUUAUAAGCUUUUUAAUGGUGACCACAUAUGGGCACAUUAUUUUAAAAGGCCUUCUGUCCCGAGUUUUUUAAAAAUUGAAGUCAAUAGCAUCUUAUGAAGUUUCUUAUUUUCGUCAAUAUUACUUCACUAAAGUUGAAACUUGGUGGGAAUAUAAUCAAACUUUUUUUCCUGAGUUUUCCUUCAAAAAAUCCCCAUUCUCGGGAUAUUUGAGUGUUCAAACAUAAUCAAGUGAAUGAACGUUCGAUUCCAGGAGACAUCCACGGGCAGUACAACGACCUUCUGCGACUCUUCGAGUACGGCGGAUUCCCGCCAGAGGCCAACUACUUGUUCUUGGGCGACUACGUCGAUCGUGGAAAGCAGAGUCUUGAGGUGAGAAAAAAAAGUCGAUUCAUUGUCGAUUUAAAAAAAAAGUCAAUUCAUUGUAGAUUUUAACUUUUGUUACGUUUUCCAUGAAGUCUCAGAUUCAAGUGAUUUUUUUAAAGAUCCACACUGAUCUGCGAAUAAAUUUAUGAUUAAGUAAAUAAGGUGACUAUCUUUAACUUCGCCCAAAGAUCCGCGUUAGGUAUGCAACAAGUCACCCUUCUGCUCACAUUUGUCAAAUAGGGAAAAUGUUCAAUAUUGAACAAUAAAUUAUGGAAAUGCGUUCAGACGAUCUGCCUCCUGCUGGCCUACAAGGUCAAGUACCCGGAGAACUUCUUCUUGCUCCGUGGAAACCACGAAUGCGCGUCCAUCAACCGCAUCUACGGGUUCUACGACGAAUGUUGGUCCUUUAAUUAUAGAGUUAUAAAAAAGACAGUAUUGUAGAGGUUUCAAAUGUUGAAAAGACUUUUUUUUUAAACAUAAGAGAUCAGAGAUGUGCGUGAUCGGCCCGAAAUCAGUCGCAAUCGCAAACUUUUUUUCAAUUUUUUCUCAAAAAAAUUUUUUUUUCUUAACAACACUUUCGAUCACUCGCUCCCCGUUUUACGAAAAUUUCAAGACAAAAAGGUUCGAAAAGUGGCAAACUUUUGACUGCGUUGCAGCACACAGCUCUGUCAGAAACGGAGAUCUUCACGGAGAUUUCAGGCAAACGUCGAUUCUCGAUCAAGCUGUGGAAGACGUUCACGGAUUGCUUCAACUGCUUGCCGAUCGCGGCGCUGAUCGACGAGAAGAUCUUCUGCUGCCACGGCGGCCUCUCGCCGGACCUCCAGAACAUGGAGCAGAUCCGACGCGUCAUGCGUCCCACCGACGUCCCCGACACGGGUAAUUUAUUGCAUUUUGAGAUCAGAUUCUCCUUCUUAUCUCAAUUUUACUCUUUUUAAGUUAUCAGAAUCUAUGAUCUGACCGAAUUUUAGGCCAUAUAAAACUUGGGAAGCAUUUUUUUCCUGGUGCUUUGAAUUUUUUAUUUUUCUUUCAAAAAAUCGAUUUUCAAUGCUCAAACAAGUCAACGCCGAAAAUACUGUAAUCUUCCUUUUAAUUUUAAUUUUGACUUCACGUUUUCUGCCAGAAUUCUUAUGUGCGAUCCUUCUCUGAUUUUUUGUUCUGAUACUUGGUUACUGUAUACGCGUAAAAAGUGAUUAAAACAGCCAUAAGAGAGGGAAAAAGACAAUUAAAUUCCGGAGAGCCAGAGAUUAUUUUGAGUUUCUCGCAAAUUUCUUUGAACACGCCGUUACGAAGUAAAAUUUGAAAUGCCAUCUGUUAUACUUAAAUUCUCAAAAAUUCAAAUCCAGUAAAGAAAUUUUAAAUUUUCCCGUCAAAUUGAGGCUUCAAACUGUCAAGCCUUGAUAUCCUUUUAUAAUCUUGUUCCUCGUACUUUUUUCAACUCGAAAUCUUGAUAAAUAUGGUUUUCAGGACUUUUGUGCGACUUGCUCUGGUCGGAUCCGGACAAGGACGUGACGGGCUGGGGCGAGAACGACCGCGGUGUUUCUUUCACUUUCGGGCCGGACGUCGUCGCGAAAUUCUUGAAUCGUCACGACUUGGAUCUGAUAUGUCGCGCUCAUCAGGUCGGUGUACACAAAUUGAGAAGUUGGGUGAAUUUUUGAAUGGGAGAAGAAAUGACAAAAAAACAUAAAAAAGGUCAAAAGCAGAAUCUUAUGUCGAAAGCACAAUUUUUUUGCAGUUUUAUCAAAAAAGCAACUUUUUUUCAAAAAAAUUUUGCUAGCUCGAUUUUCUGACCAACGUUCCUAAUGAUCAUAUGAGGUUUUAUAUUUUUUUCGGAGUUUUUUUAUUUUUUUCAUGUUAAGUUUCUGAAUUCCUAAUUUUUUUUAUCAGAUAAAAAUCUUGAAUUGACGCGAUUUGAAGCUUAUAUAUCGCCCCUCAAUACUGAAAUCGAGAGUUUGGGUGCAUUUUUAAUUUUAAAUGAAAGAAGAAAAAAAUGAAAAAACAGCGCAGAGUCUUGAGAAAAAAAUCACGAUUUUAUUAUAUUUUUUUCCUAAAAACGCAUUAUUUCAUCAAAGUUGUUCAGAAGAAGUUUUUUUAACGAUCAUAGUGAAGUUGCUAUUUUUGGUGACAUUUUUUUAGCUUCUUUUUUUGGCUCCUAACAAUUAGAACUGAAAAAAUUUUGAAAAAUUAAAAUUUGAGGUAUUUUUUUAAAGUUUUCUCACCAUAAAAAUACGUAUUCCUAGAAAAAAAAAACAAAAAGCCGAAAAAUUCAAGUAAACAAGGUCAGAAUCCUGUUUCUAGAAAAAAAGAGUUUUUUCUGCCCAAAAAUGCUUAUUCUUUGACUUCUUCUUGUGCUUCUACCUUUUGAGCGAAAACCAUGUUUGAUCAAAGAAUUGGCCGCCGCUUUUUUCUUCUUCCCAGCUAUUUCCGUUACCUUUUGGCUUUUGAGGUUUUGUUGGAAUGUUUGGCGAAUGGAUUGCAAAAGAGUAGGAAAAAGUAGGGCGAUCUUAGAGCAAAGAUAGAACUGUUUCGGCUUUUGAAAAUAUUUUUGAAACUCUGGAAAUUGAAAAAUGUGCAAUACUUUCAAUGGUCUGAAAGUUUUUCGAAGCAAAGUUUGUAUUUGAAUGGCGUUGAGCUUUUUCUUUUGGAAACACCGUUUUAUUUCAAUUUUAAUAUAUUAUAGUUUAGUUUCACAUUCCAAAAAGGAGAACUUAAGAGGGAAAAAGUUUUGACUUUUCUCAUAGCUUUUCUGAAACAGAAAUCUCAGUUUCCCAAAAAAAUUUUUUUUCUAUCCAUUAAAACUUCAUUUAGAACAUUUUAUGAUUUUUUUAGGACCUAAGUCUUCUCUCGAGACUUCAGAAUAAGCUCUUGGGUUAACGGAAAUACCCUUCUUUUUUUCAAUUUUUUUAUUAAAAGUCGGUAACGAUAUAAUAUUUCGUUUCAUACCUAAAAAAAGAGAGACAAAACUACUCUAAUAAUCACUUCUUUUCUUCAAUGAUCUUUGAUAAAGCUAGAUGAACGGUCUGGCUAAAAAAACUUCAACUAAAAAAACUUCUUAAGUCUGGCUAAAAACUUCAACUAAAAACUUCUUAAGUCUGGCUAAAAACUUCUUAGGGGUAACUUGAACAGGAUUAAAAUCUCUUUUUACACCAGAUUAAUUUUGUCCACAAUGAUUUUUCUAAAGUAAAAAUGUCGAAAUAAACUUCAAAAAACGAUUUUCAGGUGGUGGAGGACGGCUACGAGUUCUUCGCGAAAAGACAACUGGUGACGCUCUUCUCGGCGCCCAACUACUGUGGAGAGUUCGACAACGCCGGCGGGAUGAUGAGCGUCGACGAGACUUUGAUGUGCAGCUUCCAGGUUCGCGCUUUACUUUGAAAACGGUUUUGUAAGGUUUUGGAAUAGGUGGGGACUCAAUGAGUUCAAGAGAAAGGGCUGACUUACCAAAAUUUUAAGGAAAAAGGUUAUAAUGUUUUAAAUCGAGGGAGGCAGUUUUGACUGAAUUUUUGGAGGCAGUUCUGAAUUUAUUUUAGGACAAAUUCGGUUGUUAUUAGGAUAUUUAGAUGUAUUAGAAAAGAAAAAUUGUUUCCUCGGAUUUCUGAAGAUAUUUCUGAUCGAGAUUUUCACAAAAUUAGCGAAAAUAAUCAAUUUUGUUUUAACUUGGAUCAAAAAAUUUUUUUUUCAAACAAACUUUCUUUUCGAAAAAGUAACUUUCCCGUGACCUUUACCCGACGCGCCAUUCAUUCUGAUGGGAUGACCACUUGGCCGGAUUCUGUAAUGCGAUAGCAAAUAAAAUCAACCUACGCGGCGGACCUCCCACUCAAAAAAAGAGGAAGAGAUUUUUUUUUUCAGCGCAUAAUCUUGUCGCAAUUUGAAUUUUGGCCUUUUAACGGUGGUUUUUCCGGUGUUUUCGUCGAGUUUCUGGACGUUCAAAAGAGAAUUUUGAAGUGUUGCAAGUGGCAAGAACAUUUAUUUGAUGACCCGGGUGAAGGCAAAAAUAGCUGCAUAUUGGUAUCAACAUUUGCAAUUUAUGCGACUUUUAAAAGCCAAAAAUGAAGAGGUCUAGAAGGAAAAUUUUGAAAUUUUGUUGACGAAAUCAUUUCAUUUUAGUGUGACGGAGCAAAUUUGACCAAAAAGUAACCACAAAAAAAUAAUUUUGACCCUAUGGUCACCCUGAAAAGUACCGUGUAAAAAAUCGAAAAAAAUUAAAAAAAUAAUCUUGAACAAUAAUGUUGAAGGUUCGAUUGUUGCACUUCCCUUUCGAAGCGAAAAUCCAGAAUUUCUCGUGGAUUUUCCCCCCAUAUCCACUCGAUUUCCAACGGCGCGUCGUUCAAUUAAAAACCUAUUCAAUCGUGUUUUUUUGUGUCUCUCGUGGGCGAGAAUUUGCAAAAUUCGGAUCAGAAAAUUCAAUUUUGUUAACCCUUUUCAAAAGGACGCAUCGUGUCUUUAAAUAAACUCUCAGGAAAGCCGUUUCAUUUCAUUUUUCAUUUUUGAUGAAUUUGUCUUGAACAGCAUGGAGAAAAAAGUUCCUGGCAAAAAAUGGUAGGACAUGUUGAGGGGCUAGCGAAAAUAAUCACGAAGUUUUUGGUUACCUGCCUCAAAAUUUUUACCAUGAGUUUCACCUCUGUGAGAGAUCAUCUUUCUCUUUUGAAACCCACUCUAAUCAAAUAAUGACGUUUUUUCGGUCUCUCCGUAGUUUGAUCCAACCUCCAACAUCACAGUGAUCUUUCUGUUAUUUUCCCCUCAAAACGAAGGUUGGAUAGCAGGAAAUGAAGAGCAAAAGCCACUCAAGCCUCAUCUUUUUUCACGUCGCGCCAAGUGGCAUAUCUCGAUUGACGUUCCGAAACCGUUUCGCUGAACUAUUUUUUCGCGGUAAACAAACGGCAGCUUUUUCACGUGAAUCUUUAUGGGUCAAUUUCCGAGAAAUCAAGAAUUGGAAGCUCAAGUUUCCUGUUUUUUUAUUACUGUGAGGAUCUAGGAGAUCUUUGAGCAUUUUUGCUUCGAGAAAGGAUUUUCAACAAAGAUGAAUGGAUGAUGGAAAAAAAUCUUUUUACUUGAAAGUUUUUUUUCAAAAAUGAAUCUUCAAGGCUCAUUUUUUUUUUACGAAUUUUUGCUCUGUAGAACUAGUAACUUUUCUAAAACUUCAGUCUAUCGGAAAAACCUUCUCUGGUCUUUGAUCCUUUUUUUGAAAAUUGAGCUUACUCUUAGAUCUCCCAGAUCCACCAAGUUGAUGUAUUUUUCUAAGCCACAUCCUAAUUUUGAAAUUUUCAAAAUAUCAUGUAAUCACUAUUGAGCUAUAAAGUUCAGUAUUACGAUAAAGUUGCUUCUUAAGAAAUACUCGAGAAAUUACUCAGGUUUUCAUGUCGGCUUUUCAUUCCAUGGCCUGGAGUCAAGCACAGAACCAGAUGUGGUAAAUCGAAGAGAAAAAAAAAAUGAAUUUGCCGGCCAAUGCGCAUUGGUUUUGACCGAUUGGCAGCGGCGGACCAGUCUUUGGCCUUGUUCUUCUCAUUUGAACACUCUAGAACUGCAAGAAUAACAAGAAGAAUGGAGAAAAGCCUCUUCUCUUGUACGAGUUUACCUGGUCGCUUUGAGCGCCCCGCCGUAAUUCCCUCGCUUAAGCCGGGUGCCGUGAGAUUUUCGGUUUUUUGGAGGUUUUGGACGAUUUGAAAAGAGAUUGAAGCACUGUUUCGAAUUUUUUAGCUACUCAUAAAAAAUUUAGAAUUUUAAAGUGUGAAAAAUAUAAAGUUGGCUGCGACAGCAGUGUUUGGAAGCACUUUUUCUAGCUUUUAGUACGGUUUUUUCAAGUAAUUGGAUUCAUUUCGCAUUUGAUGAAGUGACUGUCACCCCAAAACAAGAGUAAAUCGUACGAAUCGUAGGGAAACAUGUGUUUUCAAACGAUUAUGCGAUAUUAUUCCACGCUUGGCUUGGCCGAUCGUCGUCCGAAUAUUGUCAUUUUGGUCUCGGCAAUUGAACAAAUAGAAAAAAAACCGUGUGGGUGUGUUGGAAAAUAAAUGGAUAGUUUCUGUUCAUCUUUAGAACUGAAGGAUUAUGAAGAAUAGAAAGAUAGAGGGAUUUUUUUGUUUAAAAAUGGUUUGAAGGAGGUCGUGUUUUAUUUUUUUUCAUUAAUUCUCGCUGUGACUUUCCUUGAAUUAAAAAUUAACCUAAAGAAUUUCUUGAGUGAUCACUAAUUGCCUAGUUCUUCCCAAAGAAGCAUAUUUUUUUCCUAUAACUUUUUAAUUUUUGAUAAUGAACGACUUUUUAACAUACUUGAUAAAAAAAUCUCCAAAAAGUUUUUUCAUAAAAUUAACUCUAGAGUUAGUGUUUUUGCACCACAAUCCAAAAAAAGGCUGUUGAAAAAAUUUUUUGAUUUGAAGUCCCUGAGCCAAAUUCAGAGAUUUGCUUCUUGCGUGAAGAAUAUCUCCUCUUUUUUUAAAAUAAAAUCAAAAAAACGAUCUUGCCACCGAGAAUACUAGUAUUUCCCCGACAACUCGCUGAUGUACUAGCUGUUGUGGCACACGCGGGAUUCAGUCAGGUCUUUUGGCGGCGUUCGAGUGGCGACCCGAGGAACGAUCUCACGCAAUUCGUCGCCUUUUGACACGAAUUGCCCCGCCGCAAAAAUUGACUGUGUUUGCCGACGCGACACGGCGUGUCUUGUAUUGUGCGGACGGAAAGGAAAAAUCGGGGUCUUGCCAAAAAACUGUUUGUUCUUUCUCCUCUUUUUUUGCUGUUAAGAAAGUUGGAGGGGAAUGUGUAAAUGUGUACAGGCCGUGAAAUGUGGACAUUUUGAGUUGAUUUUCAGUAGUGAGGACCUGAAAAACAUUGUAAGAGGCUGGAAAGACUUUGAAAAACGAGAUUUGAUUAUAGGAGUUCGUAGGAAUUUUCAGAAAUAUUGAGGUUUUUUUGGAAAAAAAUAAACUUCAUGUUUUCUCAAUUCCGUCGUUUGAAAAAAAUCGGCAAAGAUUUCAUAAAAAAGAAAAAAUUGGGGUGAGCACACUUGUCUGGAAAUGAAAAAUAAACUUGAAAAAGUUUCAAAAUGGAAAAUAUGUCAUUAAAUAACUUUCUAGGUUUCAAAAUUUGUUUGUUUUUUUCGCAUAACUUUUUUUCACGUCAAGUCCACUGAUUUUUCAGUUCCACAUACUAAUAUUUGUCAAAAGUCCGGUUCUUUUAAACAGUUGAAAGCUUUUUCGAAAAAGAAUUUUCGAGCGGAAAACCAGGAAAUUCUUUGUUCCCGUCUGUUUCAAAUGUUUUGACGCAUCAUCCGUGUGACUCACUUCACUUUUGCUUUUUUCUUUCCCGAGGUUUUGAAAUCGUAGAACAAAAGAUGAGAAGAAGAAGCGAGCCGCGAGAGAAAGGCGUUUGGAAAAGGAAUGUGGGCUCCAUGGAGAAGGCGCGAGAUUAAGUUGUUCGAAAAGAUUUGAGUUACUUUAUGGGAAUUUAUUAAUAAUCAAUUUUCAUAGAAGAAUAAGGCUGGGGUUCAAAAUGAUGGAAAAAAAUCCGGCUCUGAAAAGUGCAGAUACUUGAAUUGAGAAGAAAGAAAUACUCAAUUAAAAAAAUUUCUUCAUAACAUUUCUCACGGAAACAACAAUGAACCCGAUAAAUAGUUGGAGAUUUUCAGAUUCUGAAGCCGUCGGAGAAGAAGGCCAAGUACCAGUACCAAGGAAUGAACAGCGGGAGGCCGGCGGUCGCGGGUUCGAGGCCUGGAACCACCGGCGGCAAAAAAUAA